AUGUGCUUCCUCACUCCACCAAUUUCAGAAAAGGAACUCCCUUCUCCUGGCAGGAAGGAGGACCAGGCUGGUCCUACCAAGUUGCAGGAGAAAUUGGAAAAGAUGCUAGAAGAUGCCUACAACCGCUCAGAGAGUGAAGAAGUUGCUUUCAUUGUUCAGCUGGCAAGAAAGUUGCUGAUGGUUAUUGCACGUCCGGCAAGACUCCUUGAGUGUCUGGAAUUUGAUCCAGAGCAAUUUUACCACCUGUUGGAAGCUGCAGAAGGUCAUGCCAAGGAGGGCCAGGGUAUAAAGACUGACAUUCCACGUUACAUCAUCAGCCAAUUGGGGCUCGCAAAGGACCCAUUAGAGGAGAUUGUUCAGCUGGAUAACUAUGACGCAGAAUCCACACUGCAGCUGGAGCAAGAAGAAUUUCAAGAUACUUGUAUUUUAAGUACACCUAACAGAAAGAAACCAGGAGAGAAUGAUUUUGAAACGAUCAAACUGAUCAGCAAUGGCGCCUAUGGUGCUGUGUACCUUGUCAGACACAAAGAAACUCGCCAACGCUUUGCCAUGAAGAAGAUUAACAAACAGAAUUUGAUCCUUCGAAACCAAAUCCAGCAAGUAUUUGUUGAGAGAGAUAUAUUAACCUUUGCGGAGAAUCCCUUUGUUGUCAGCAUGUUCUGCUCUUUUGAAACCCGAAGACAUCUUUGCAUGGUGAUGGAGUAUGUAGAGGGUGGAGAUUGUGCUACACUUCUAAAGAACAUGGGACCUCUUACUUUUGACAUGAGUCGCAUGUACUUUGCCGAAACGGUCCUGGCAUUGGAGUAUCUGCAUAAUUAUGGAAUUGUUCACAGAGACCUCAAACCUGACAAUUUGCUGAUCACUUCACUGGGACAUAUCAAGCUUACAGAUUUUGGACUAUCGAAAAUUGGUCUUAUGAACAUGACAACUAAUCUUUAUGAAGGACACAUUGAAAAAGACACAAGAGAGUUUUUGGACAAACAGGUAUGUGGGACUCCUGAGUACAUAGCUCCUGAGGUAAUUCUAAGGCAAGGUUAUGGAAAGCCUGUGGACUGGUGGGCAAUGGGCAUUAUUCUCUAUGAAUUCCUGGUGGGCUGCGUUCCAUUCUUUGGUGCCACGCCAGAGGAGCUGUUUGGACAUGUGAUUAGUGAUGAUAUUGUUUGGCCAGGAGGUGAAGAGUCUCUACCAACCGAUGCUCAAGAUCUUAUCACACGACUUUUGAGGCAGAAUGCAAUGGAUCGACUUGGGACAGGAGGGGCACAAGAGGUAAAGCAACAUGUCUUCUUCCGCUCCUUGGAUUGGAAUGGGCUUUUGAGACAUAAAGCAGAGUUUGUGCCACAACUGGAGGCUGAUGAUGACACCAGUUAUUUUGACACACGUUCAGAACGUUAUCAUCAUUUGGCUUCCGAAGAUGACGAUGAGACCAAUGAUGAGGAAUCGUCUGUGGAAAUUCGUCAGUUUUCUUCUUGUUCACAUCGAUUCAGCAAGGUUUACGGUAGCUCUGAACAUCUUGCUGCACAACUAAAUCUCAGCUUCUCCUCUACUGAGAGAAGCCAUAGUGAUGAGAAAGAAGACCGGAGUGAGAAGUGGGAGAAAGUCUUGUCUAGAGAUGAUGAAAAAAGCCUACUCACUUCAGAAACCAGACUAAGGUCUUGGACAUCUUCUGGGUCUUCCCAUCACUCCUGGCUAAGCGAGCGCAGUGCAAGCCCAUGUGUGCUAACCAGUACAUGUAGCCUGGACACCAUGCCCAAAUUUGCAUUUUCUUCUGAAGAUGAGACCUCUGAUCACAAGUCUGACAACCCCAUAUUCACUUUAGGUGAUAAAAAAGAGACCUCAUCAAGACCAUCAUCACUUUGCGAUAUAGUGAGCUUAAGCCGAACUCGUCUGCGCAGUAACAGCACUGGAGCCAAAAACUCUACUCCUCGCACUCUGGAUCCCGGAAUGAGUAGGCGACUACGGGGUCAGAGAGUGACACCUGAAAAACAGAGCUCUACUCCAGGAAAUCGUUUUCCCAAAUCUGCAUCUGUUUCUGCACUCUCAUUGAUCAUUACCUCAGAUGAAUUUGCCACUGGAUCCCUUAUGAGUCCCAUAUCCCCACAUUCUCUGUCAUCUAAUCCCUCAUCCAGGGACUCUUCUCCCAGCCGAGAAACAGCAGUGGCAGUGACAAGUCUGCGCCCCCCAAUAAUUAUACAUAGUUCUGGCAAGAAAUAUGGCUUCACCUUGCGUGCCAUCCGUGUUUACAUGGGAGAAAGCGAUGUGUAUACUGUCCACCACAUGGUUUGGAGUGUAGAAGAUGGAAGCCCGGCUCAUGAAGCAGGGUUAAGGGCUGGGGAUUUGAUUACACAUGUGAAUGGAGAAUCUGUUCUUGGUCUGGUACACAUGGACGUUGUGGAGCUUCUUUUAAAGAGCGGCACGAAAGUGUCACUGAGGACCACUCCCCUAGAAAACACUUCUAUAAAGAUUGGACCAGCCAGAAAGAACAGCUGUAAAGGUCGUAUGGCCAGAAGGACCAAGAAAAGCAGGAAAAGAGAGAAUCAGGACAGAAAGCGUUCUCUCUUCAGGAAAAUUUCUAAGCAAUCUACAGUAUUACAAACCAGUAAGAGCUUUUCCUCAGGACUACAUCAGUCAUUGUCUUCCAGUGAGAGCCUUCCAGCUUCUCCAACCCACAGCCUGUCUCCUGGCCCCACAACCCCUAGUCGAAGUCCUGCUCCUGAUAUGCCCACUGAUAAUGUGUCGCCUCAAAGUACAUCUCCAUGCUCUAGUACACCAAGCUCACCUGCUGGUCACAUUCGGCCCAGUUCACUGCAGUGUUUAACACCCAAACUCAGUGGACAACGUUACAAGGUGGGACGAAGGAAGUCUACAAGCAGCAUUCCACCAUCUCCACUGGCUUGCACUCCAUCACCUGCUCAUCAGGCACCAUCUUCCCCACAACGUUCCCCUUCUCCUUUGUUGCCUGGACAUUCUAGAGCCAGUCAUGGUGUUUUCCAGGGCAAAACAUUGUCACCUCCUGCCAUUGUACGACAAGGAGCACGUAGCAGGGUAACAGAAGCUCCUCGUUCACCUCUUUUAAAAAGAGUACAGUCAGUAGAAAAGAUGGCCAGCCACUUUAACUGUGGUCGCAAGACAACACCUCCAGAAAUUCAGCCAUGGGAGGAACCGCCUGAUGGCACAGAUGGUACAUCUGAUACUGGUAGUCGGAAUAAAGAAUGGGGAUCAGAAAAACAUGAGCGUGAUUCAGAAGUAGUAGUUAUGAGGAGGCUUAACCUGUCAGAGAGAAGGGAUUCCUUUAAAAAGCAGGAAGCUGUGCAAGAAGUUAGUUUUGACGAGCAGGAGACAGUGGGGAGUGAUUGUGUUUCUGAAGGGCAGAAAACAGAGGGCAACUCUGUGCUAUGGGAAAGACUGCCCCACCAAACCUCAUGGAUCCAGGCAAGACCAGCAAGUAUAUCAUCAGUAAUUACAGCCCAUGAACAUCACUGCCGCUUAGUGCCACAAAUUGCUGUUCAGACCUCUGAAAGUGAAGAGCAAGACAAGGCCUCUGGACUCUGGGAGUGUCAAGCAUUUUAUCCCCUACAGCCUACAAGUAGAGACAAAUGCCAUCUUGUUUCUUGGCUGUCAGAGCCUUCAGCUGCCAGUCCAGAAAGACUGGAUGAGGGUCAUCUUACUCCUUUGCAGCUGUUUUCUGUAGGCGCAGAUGUGCACUUGGAAACUAACAAAGGGGGUAAGAGCAAAGAACGUGAACAGACAGAACAAUCUGUGAAGAAAACAAGCUGAGCUGUUUGGCUGGUUAUGACUUUACGGUUGCACUAAGUGUUUUGUAAAAGCUUUCACACAAGAAAUGUCUACAGGACGCAAAGCUUUUUAUAGGACUUAAAGUGUGAGCCAGGGAAAAGAGAUUUUUUUUUUUUUUUUUAUCUUUUACUUUUUUAUGUAAUUUAACUUUCAUUGUAUGGUUUUGAUACUUUGUACUUGUAUUUAUAUAUGAUAUCAGUGGCAUGCCUUGUUUUUAUUUUAUGGUUCAACCUUGAGUAGGAAAUACGUCAUCUAUGUUACACUCCUAUGCUUGCAUUUCAGUAUUCUAGAUUUACGAUGUUGGUACUACUGCUCAUGCAGAAGGACGCCUGCAGCACCCCCCAUGUUGUCUUCUAAAUUACCCUUUUAAGUAGUUUUUUUGGCAGUAAAACUAGUAACUACAAUAUUUAAAUUAAAACAGCUGUAAAAACUGAAACAUUGACUCUGCCUUAAGUUGAGGCGCACUAAUUACCUAUUUGAUGGAGGUCCGAGAUCUCCAGUUAUCUUGUUUCACGUUAGCUGAAGACCAACUUGUUGUCCUAGGUGGCAUAAUAGCUGUUAUUUGGGACAUCAAAACACAGAGUAACAUAGGAAUGAAAUUCCCUAGUUAGGUUAGCUUAUGACAAGAGAGCAGGCUCCUACAGAGUAAUGCAAAAAGACUGAGGGAUAUUGAAUGUGAAUAAAGUAAAUAAAUUUUGCGAGGGUAGGGUCCCUGAACUGUGGGCUGAAGUAAAAAAUCUACUUUUCUCUAUUCAAGAGGAAAACAAUGAAUACCACAGUCCACUGUGUCUAUUAAUUUGUCUGCAAAUAUUUCCAUAAUUUUUUAUUUGAAGGAUAAAAUGUUUCUUUAGAACCUUGUGUGAUAUAUGACAAUACCUUAUAUUGCAUACAUAUGUGAGUCUAUAGAUUUGUUGCCGUCAAAUGCUGUCGAACAUAUAUACAUAUCUGGAAGAAUCAAUAUACACACGUCACCUGUGUAUAAAUUUUUUUUUUUUUUUUUACUUUUUUCCCUUUAUAAAUAACCUGUAAUAAAGGUGAAAAAAAAAAUGGGUGGGCAGCAGUUUAUGUAGUUAUGGAAAUUAAUAUGAGAGAAGGCAUGUGACAAGCUGUGUAAGUAACAUAUUUCAGAAAAUGGAUGCGUAUGAAAAGUACCUCUUUAUUUGCUCUACUUAAAAGGGUUGUCUCAUCACUGACAAUCGGGGCAUAUUGCUAGGAUAUGCCCCCAUUGUCUUAUAGGUGCGGGUUCCACGACUGGGACCUGCACCUAUAUCGAGAACGGAGCCCCGCAAAUGAAGGAGGGCGCACAGUGCAUGCGCCCUCCAUUAGUUUUCUAUGGGGCUGUCAAAAAUAGCCGAUCGCUGGCUUGGGAAAGAUGGAAAAUGGAAGUUGCAUUUCAACAUGCCCAACCCUUUAUUUGCCACAGGAGAUAAACCUUUGCCAGCUACAGCUCAUUCCAUUUUCCUCAUUAAAAUAAACAUGAACGCUGGAUUCAGAUUCAGUUGUGGAAUUUGAUAAGAGCUGUGGACAAAAGAGGGAUGACUGCUAACUCAUGUAUAAGCUGGCCUCUGGCAGUUUUGGCUGCACAGCAUAUUUUCAGUAAUAUUCUAUACUGUAUUCAAGGACUGUGUGAAGACCUUUUCAAAAAAAUUAAAUAUUUUUCAUUAUG
This is a messenger RNA of Bufo gargarizans (Asiatic toad), 5458 nucleotides long. RefSeq names its product microtubule associated serine/threonine kinase 3 (gene MAST3). NCBI's taxonomy places the organism in Eukaryota, Metazoa, Chordata, Amphibia, Anura, Bufonidae. The transcript is spliced from 21 exons. The record is from RefSeq and is a predicted model, not a curated record. Gene Ontology annotation, molecular function: ATP binding; protein serine/threonine kinase activity; protein binding. The coding region runs from base 1 to 3774 and encodes 1257 amino acids. Gene Ontology annotation, biological process: peptidyl-serine phosphorylation; intracellular signal transduction.